Molecule: messenger RNA, 3535 nt
Organism: Ceutorhynchus assimilis (cabbage seed weevil)
Lineage: Eukaryota; Metazoa; Arthropoda; Insecta; Coleoptera; Curculionidae
Source: the annotation of a GenBank genome assembly
GUUCCGUUUGGGCUUUUCCGAAAUUUUUUCCGGCUUGCGGAAUUCACGGUGCGAGGCGCGAAUCGCGACGAUUUGAAUUGUCCGUUGUUUUUUUUUUUGGAAAAACUUGGAUUUGAAGUGAGUGUGUGAUUUACGAUUUUGUUUCAUGGGCCACAUGUAACAACCAAUUUAACGGACACAGAACAGAUGCGAAAAGAAUCGAAAAACUCGCAGCCCCCGUCGAUCGGAUAAUUUUCCGUGGACGCGACAUGAAAAACUGGAAACAUCUAUGUGAGAAGCUCAACGUUGACCGACCUUAAAAAUGAUGUGCCUCGUGGCAUUAAAAUACACGUUCUUGUUUUUAAGUUUGGUUUUCACUUUAGGCCGUAGCUUACCGGCCAAGAGUACGAAGCAAGAAAAAGUACAAGAUCAAGAAUACUGGUACGAACAAGCUCGCAUAGCCUUAAGAAAGCGCCUACAAUACUCUAACGAUAGAAGACCGUUUGCGAAAAACGUUAUACUGUUCGUCGGAGAUGGAAUGGGGGUGGCGACGACGACAGCUUCGAGAAUAUUACGCGGACAACGGUUGGGGAAAAGCGGCGAAGAUCACGAACUCACUUGGGACACUUUCCCCGCCGUCGCACUAGCAAAGACGUACAACAUGGACGCUCAAAUUGGGGAAUCAUCGGCCUGCGCCACGGCUCUAAUGUGCGGCGUGAAAACUAACUUUGAAACGGUCGGCCUGGACGCCAGGGGCAGAUUUGAAAAUUGUUUUUCUAGCUUCUCCUCUCGCGUUCCAUCGCUAAUAGACUGGGCACAAGAAUCAGGCAAAUCCACAGGAAUUGUCACCAAUACUAGGAUAACCCACGCGACUCCUGCUGCCCUUUACGGACACGCUCCCUCGAGAUAUUGGGAGGACGAUUCAAAAGUUCCUCCGGCUUCCAGAAAAUCGUGCAAGGAUUUGGCUAGGCAAUUGAUUGAAAAUGAUCCAGGACGAAAUAUUAACGUUUUAAUGGGUGGCGGCCGACGUCAUUGGCUUCCCAAAGUGGCUCACGAUCCAGAGUUAACGAAAGAAGAGGGCCGUCGUCUGGAUGGCAGGAAUUUGAUCGAUGACUGGCUGAGAGAUAAGAAAAAGCGCGGCCUUAAAGCCGAAUAUGUUUGGAACAAGGGUCAUCUGGAAAAGCUCAAGUCUAAUCAAGUUGAUUACUUGUUGGGUUUAUUUUCAUAUUCCCACAUGGACUUUGAAGUUGACCGCGACCCAGGACCCUCGGGAGAUCCUUCUCUUGCAGAUAUGACUCGUGCAGCUCUUUCAAUUUUACUUAAGAACCCCAAAGGAUUUCUACUCGUUGUUGAAGGAGGUCGAAUAGACCACGCUCACCAUUACAAUAAUGCGUUCCGGGCUCUGGACGAGACCCUAGCGAUGGAAACGGCCGUUUUGGCCGCUCUGGCCCUGGUUAACCCCACCGAAACGUUAAUUGUCGUUACAUCGGACCAUUCGCACGUCUUAACUAUUGGCGGACAAGCGACCCCUAGAGGACACCCAAUUCUUGGUCCAGAUAGUAAAGUGUCGGACGUUGACGGUCAACCGUACACGACGCUUUUGUACGGAAACGGUCCGGGAUUCGCGACGCCGAGGAUCGUGCCUAUGAACACGACUUCCGCAAUGGAAGACAAGAACCAGGUGCACGGGUCGGCGGUGCCAAGACAAUGGGGCACGCACGCCGGCGAGGACGUGCCCGUUUACGCUCUGGGUCCGCUAGCCACGACUCUAUUUGCAGGUACUUUCGAUCAAAGUUACAUCCCGCACGCUAUCGCCUAUUCGGCCUGUCUCGGCGAACACCGGCUCCGCUGUCAAGGUUUGGACAGCUACUUUCCAGCGCCAGUUCCGAACUGUUCCACCGUUCCGGAAGUGUCCGGAAAUUCCGUGAACGGACAACCGGUUGCGGUUGCGUCGAGUGUCAUGUCGGACGAUAACGUGCAUCGUGUAAAGUCAAAUGGACGACAAGUGCAACCUCUUAUAGAGUUUUUAUUUGGGGUUUUAAUAUUUGCGGUUACUUGAGGUAGAAGGUUUAGUUGAGUUGGUAAUCAGGGUGUUCAAUGGGAGAAAAAAAAAAUGUAAUAGAGAAUAAUUUUGUAAAUAUUAAUUGUUGAAGUGUAUAUAAGAAGUACGUGUGUAUAGAGAAGAAAGACCAAUAAUUAAGUGCCGAUUUAACAGUUUUGGACAGUUGCAAGUUGGCGCUUGUUUUGUAAAUACUUUUCAAUUGAAAUCAGUGAGUUAUGACGUGUUGAUAUUUCCAAAUUUGUUUGCAAAGAGAAAAAAAGAACCUCACAUCAGAAUUGCCUCAAAUUUGAGCCAAUUCUGAUGUGAAGUUUUUUUUUUCUCUUUGUAAAUCAACCAAUCAGAGCACAGAACUGACAGAUUUCAAAUGUCAUUAAUGAAUCAAAAAUGUCAAACUUUUGUCUUCAAUCAGCUUUAAUAAUGAACUUUGUUUAAAUUUAAUAAUAUGGCGUCAAUCAGCAGACAUUGCAAGUUUUGGUAAUUUAUAUUAUUUUGUUAUUUCUAACUGUUGGAAUUUUAUUUUAUAGAAUUUAUCGUUGUAAAUAAAAUAUAGUAAUAAAUAAAUAAAUUUGUUUGCGUUUUUGUUAAAUUUAUAUAAUAUAAAAAUAUAUUCAGCUCAAUUGUAACAAAUCCCCGAUUAAACAGCUCGUUUAGGAAUUUUAAUAUUUUUGAAUGAAGCAUUUACAGUAGAUUAUCGAACUAUAAAUAUGAUGUAGAUGUUAUAUCUCUACCAAAUUACGCUGUAUAUACCUACUACACAAUUUGAUAUAACGCAAUAAACUAGCACUUUACUAAAUGAUUUUAAAUCCAAUAAAGCGACCGUACGAAAACAAAACAAUAUCGACCCAAUAAGGCUAAUUCAAUUAUACGAAACCCAACAAAAUCCCUACAAUAAUUGGCACAGUCUAAUACAAUUCCAGUUGUUCUAAGGUGUUGUAUUCACUUAAGCUCGAUGAUGACGAAAUGACUUCGAAAAAAAACAAAUCCGCCCUAAAUCUCAAAGCGCCUCAAAACGAGGAUACCAAUAAUUCUGAAACUUGUGAGCAAAGUUUUUCCGAUUGGAUAAGAUCAGAAGAAGGAAUAGAAAAUUUGAAAUUAUUCGUCCUCGGCAACAGCCUUAUCGGUUUUGUUCUGAUGCUCUGGCCUCAAAUUGAAAAAGUUUUCGACGCUGCUUAUUACACUUACUUGGAUUAUUCCAGUAAUAAUACGGAAUAGAGGGAUGUUUCAUUUACCGUUUCGUUCGUUGAUUUUUUUGGUUAUUAUGCUUGUUUAUACUUUUACAGCGCUGAAGUUUAUCGAUGAAUACUUUGGUGGUAAAUUUAAAGAGAAUUUGAAUAAUGAAUUAAAGUUGAAACAGACUCAAAAUGAUGAUAAUUUAUGUUAUAAGGAUAGUGAUUAUUAUAAAGAAAAUGGACAAGCAUUUUGUACUCAUGCAGAAAAAUAAAUAAUGUAAUCUUUUAUGAUGUUUUAAUAAAUAAUUGCAUUUUGCACCUUCUU